GUCAGCAGUUUUGAUCUUGGGGAGAACCAGAAGAGAUGGGUUGUGAUCGGGAUUUGUUUGAACAGAGUUCUGUUGCCAGUCCUCCGUGAUUUUGUAGGUCAAGAAAUGCCCAAAUACUACGCAUCCCUGAACAGGGCACAUGGAAUUGACACUCAAGUCUUUGGAAGUCAUUUGAGACAUGAUGGACGAUUGCAGCUGAAUUAUGGAAGCAUCAAUAAUAACUUGGGCAACUUUAAGAAAACAGUGCGUUCGUAUGAUUACAAAGUUGGAACAUCUGAGGACUUGGCUAAACUUUAUCUUGAGCCACACAUGGCCAAGUUCACAGGUGGGAUACUUUAAAAUGAAUAGAAAGUCAGUCAUGGAUUAACUCCUGUUGUUUUGUUAAGAGGCGUAUUAGCUUGGUUUUUUUUGCUCAGAGCUCUCGCUAUCAGCAUUGUGACUUCUAAGGAGGGAUGGGGGGGGGGGGGGGGAUAUUUUUAAAAAAUGAACCUAGCUGCUGAGGGUGCGUCCACUCUGCUCAACCAUAAAAAAAUACAACACCAUCAAACUUUCUUGCCUCGUUCAUUGAAAGGGAUAGAAGAUAGAUAAUAGAAAGAAAAAUAUGUGUAUGAUUUUUUUUAUUUUUUUUUUUUUGUGUUGGUUGGUUGUUUUGUUUUUUUUGUUUUUUGGGCUGGGCGGGUGUGAGUGGUGGGGGGGGGGGGGGGGGGGGGGGGGGGGGGGGGGGGGGGGGGGGUAUUCCAUAUAAAACACGAUGUCCUGUACGGGUUGGCUCCGCUCGGUCAACCAGGAAAAAGAUAAGCUUAUCACUGUAUUUUUAUUUGCAGGAUUUGACAACACAUGCGACCUUUCCAGCGUAUUAGGAAUUCUAGAGAGAGCGUCUAUAUUUGUUGCUAGCGCAAUUUCACCCUAUGCCAAGGAUGUGCGUUCUAAAGUGAGAAAUGAGUGGGGACAUUGCAACUUUGACCACUGGACUGAUCCAGAGUUCAAAAAUUGUUUUGUGCUGUUGGAAAAUUUGCUUCGUUCUUUGAAGCUUCCCAGCGCAGAUGAAGCGAAAGUACUUAACGACCUUCGUGACUGGGAGAAGAGAGGUAAGUAGCUGAGGCAGCUUUUUCGUGUUGUCGAUGUUAAUAUUAGCGACCUUUAGAUGAUACGCGGGGAGUAGGACGACCGCGAGGACGAGAUUUGACUUAAAGAUUUUUUGCGUUUUCCCAAAAAAAUGGACACCCCAGAAAGCUUCAUUUCACCUUAGUUUUUAUUGAAGGAGGUUAAGCACUAUCCAGAUCGCAAAAUGAUAAAGCUUCUAACUUGUUUCCGCCCGUAGCAGAAUGACGAUGGCUACGUUUUUUCGCCCAAACGACUCUGGUUCACGCGCGAGCACCACUUAGUAUUGAGAAAAUCUCGUCCUUGUAGACAAUCAUCCUUGUCUUUGGAAUCCAAAGGUCUCUAUUAUUGCUAAAUGGCGAUAAAAAAUUUAAAAUUGAGGUGAAAGAAACCACGCCAAAACAAUAAGUCAGUAGUAGCUGCCUUAAAACUUGAAAAAAGUUUAAGUAAUAACAAUUAUUGUUACUGAUGUCUGAAACUGCCUAACGGUGACCAUUCUUCCAUCAUGUAAAUAUAAAAUAUUGGGCGCAUAAGAAAAAGAAACCUUUAAGCGUUUUUUCUACAAAACCCAGAAAGGAAAAGAGCUGUCGAGUAGAUCAUGUUUGUCAGUAGGCCGACAAGGGUUAAAAAAAUAUAUAUCCGACGAAAAAGUAAGGUUUGGCAUCACUUUGAACAAACUACGAAAUUUGUAAUACACCGCCCGCCAUCAUGAGGACCUCAAAUCAACCCGCGCUCGUUACAUUUGUAGGCCACCAAAAAGACGCAGUUGCCUGUCAUGUCUUUUAAGUAGUCUUCAAUAGUAUGCUGAUAUCAAAUGUUAACAAUUUUGUUGUAGGGGUGGACCUGUGCGUUGGCUGUCCUGUGGAUAAAGAGUUGUUGAAACUUGUUGUUGACGAAGUUGCCAACCUGCAGCAUGAUCUCGACGAGGUAAGGAAAACCGGCAUGGACGAAGUUCAGAAGUGUUUAGAUGCCCUGCAGAAUUUGCGUGAUAGCAUUGAGAAGCGCCUGACCCAACUUGAGAAUCGAGUGGAGGAACAACAUAAGGAACAGUCAGAAACGAACGAAGCGUUAUCCAGUGCCAUUGGCGAUCUUUCUAAAAAUGUUAAGAAGGUUGGGGUACGUCAAGAUGAAAGCGAAGUAAAAAUGGCUAGUUUGGAAAGAGACCAAAAGGACUUACAAGCAUCUGUGGCAUCAAAAGUAGACCGUUUGGAAAAGAAAAGUGCUAAUACAGACCAAAAGGUGAAGGCGUUGGAAUCCUCUUUGGAAGACCAUUUGAACGCUUCGGCUACCAAUGAUGCGACCGCGUUUCUAGCGCCUAGACGUAAUACUUGCUUUUGUGGUCGUGCGAACGAACUUAGCGCUAUUCUAGGUAUCCUUAAAGGCAACCAAAACAGUUGUGUGGAUACAGCCAUAUACGGCCUCGGUGGCAUAGGUAAAACGUCACUUGCUGUUGAGUAUAUUUGGAGACACAAGAAUGAGUAUCCGGGUGGUAUUUUCUGGAUCUCUGGGGAAAGUAACAUGACCUUUCAAAGUUCUGUCAUAGAAAUGGCUCUGGAGAUGCAAAUAACCUCACCUGAGACCGACUUUUCCUUUACCUUAAUGAAAGCCCUUGCAUGGCUUAAAAAGCAGAGCAAGAUGUGGUGCUUAGUUGUAGAUAACCUCGACCAACUGGAGAUGUCCGAAGACAUGCGCAAGUUACUUAGGGGCAAAUGGAAGCAAGGAUCACGUGGCCAUGUUAUAAUUACUACCAGGAGAGAACCAAGGGAAAUACUUAAGGAAACAGGAAUCGAAGAGAAGUCUUGUAUAGAGCUGAAACGUCUAACGCAAGAACAGAGUGUUGAGUUUUUAAGAAAGAAGACUAGGAGAACGGAGGGGGAAGACAGUGAAGUUCGUGAACUGGCGAGUGAACUUAGUGGUCUACCUUUGGCUCUUGACCAAGCCGCAGCAUAUAUACGGUACCUUUCCUGUUCCAUAAGCGACUACGUUAAGCAAUAUAGAGAGCAGAUUGAGAAACUCGAGCUUCUGAAAAAGAUGCAAGCACAAGAACCAGAUGAAUACACAUCUCAAGACCGUUUGGCAGUCCAUACUACGUGGCUGAUGAAUUUCGAGCACAUCACUAACAGUAAAUCUUAUGACAAAGACGUACGGGUGGUUGCGACUCUCUUAAUGGAAAUCUUCGCUUUUCUUGGUCCUGACGAUAUUCCCAGGGAAGUUUUCAACGAAGGACUUCCCCCAGUAGACUCCCCAAGCCUACUGAACGUUAUGAGCAGUUCCUUGAGACGGAUCGAGGUAAUGAGCCUUUUGACAAACCUCUCUCUCUUUCAACAGUUUGGGGCAAAUUCAUACUCUGUGCAUCGUUUAGUUCAAGAAGUGAUCCGCACCUGGAUGGAUGAAAAACGAAAAGAAGAUGUCUUUUGCAAAAAUUUUUUCCCCAAGGAAUUUGCUUUCAUCGCUGGGACACGUUUUCUGCACCAUGCGCUUUCAAAUACCCGUUCGCCGGUAGAGGUGUGCAAAGACUUUAGCGAAGAUGCUGUAUUUAGUGUCAAGAAUCCUCCUUCGCUGUACCUUUGGGGGAAGCUGGCCUCUCACGCAACUUACUUCCUUGAUCACAUGCUUAAAUUCACUACAAAGAACGAGGAAUCUGCUUGCAUUCUGCUUCACACAGGGGAAACAGUACGUCUUUUGAACGAGAGCGCAAUAUCUUACAGUGUAGCGCGUGAAAAGGUUAAAGCUCAAGAAAUCCAGAAAAAAAAGUUGGGGUAUCUUACUCUGCUCGAAAAGUCACCAUCUGAAGAAACAUUGAACCUUCUUCAUUUUAAUAUGCCUCUCAAAGACAAGUACUACAAGUUGAUAUCCCAUUGCAUGAGAGAACGACCAUCUAAUCCUGAAGAUUCCAGUUAUACUCACAGAAUUAAUCAUGCCGACCAGUUAAGACAAGAAGGAAACCAAGCAGUACAAGUUAAAGAGUAUGGGAAAGCGUCAAGUCUUUACAACAAAGCCAUUGAACUAAACUCCAAGGACUACCGUCUAUACUCCAACAGAGCACUUUGUCAUUUAAAACUUAGCAAGCCGAAGAAAGCUUUAGAUGAUUGUGAAGAGUGUCUUUCACUUAAACCCAAUUACGGCAAAGCACUAUUACGCAAGGUCUGGGCUCUUGACGAACUCAUGAAAGGAGCCAAAUGCCAGGACAACUUGAAAGGAAAUGCAGUGGCUACUGCUGCGUUAGCUCAUCACCUCGACUCAAAUUCGUCUAACAGAAGUUUCAUAAAUGAACGGUUUCUGCAUCUGAAUUAUGAAGUAAUUUGCUCUAGUAAUCAGUUAGAGAAGGCACUGCAGUUUCUCCAAGCUAAUAAAACACUACUUCUGCUCGAGGGAGAGUAUGAUGUCAGUCAGUUCGUGGUCGCCAGAUUCGAUACUCACGUGGUCGGUCUUGGAUCAGGAGCUGUCUUAAAUUGUAGACAAGUCUUUGUAGUUCAAAAUGUUACCUGUUUUUUUCAAAACGUAAGGUUUCCACGUGGGAAUCCGCCUUUGGUUUGCCAAGGUGCAAGUGCGAUAAUUCAUUUCAGCCACUGUGAGAUCUCAGCUGGUUUUUCACGCUGCCAAGACUAUCCAGAGUGUAAUGGGGGAGAGGGAUGUGUCGCUGCCUUGCGUGGAGAGCCGACUUGUGACCGAACCCUCACCUUUGGUGUGCCACACAAAUCAGGCUUCACUGGGUACCCCGGAAUUCAGGUCAAAGGUGGUAGUACAGUGUAUAUUACACGCAGUCAGAUACAUCAUUGCGGGGGUGGUGGUGCUUUGGUUUCAGAUAAAGGGUCUCGCUUGUUUGUGCGGAAAUGCGAGGUAUACAGCAACCAAAAUGGCCUUGAGGCAAGAAAUGGCGGUCAACUUAUUGCAACAGAAAACAACGUUUAUGGCAAUAGUACUCAUGGUUUCUUAAUAGGGCCGGACCCGGGGUGUUGUUUGAUAAGCAAUAACAAGAUAUUCGAAAAUCACCAAGAGGGUGCAUAUGUCGCAAACAACAAGCAGGAGGCCCUUGUGACCGUGGAUGGCAAUGAAAUCCAUCACAACAUGGCCUUUGGUUUGUCGUUGACAGAUAGUCACCUGUCGAUCAGUAACAACAACAUUUUUGAGAAUGGCUUCUGGGGAAUUCUUUGCACAACUAGAACUUCAGCAAAAAUAAUGGGAAAUGACAUAUUUGGCAAUAAGUGUGGCGGCAUUUUCAUAGGCAUUAAUUUUUGUGGGAAAGUUGCUAUAAACUCGAACGUUAUUCGAGACCAUGCAGGACCGUCUCUACAUUACCUAGAGGGACCAUUUCCCGACGCAAGCAGAAUUCACGAGUGGAACCCAUACUUCCGUCUUCCACCAGGAGAAACAAACCUUUAUUCCUAUCCACUAACCCAAGAAAGCAAUCAAGUAUUCAACAAUACAGAGGGUUUGUUUCAUCCAGAAGAGGCAAUUGAAAGGUUAGAAACUGGAUGCUGCCAUUGUUUCGGCAAAUUGUGCCAGAAAGGCGUGAAGAGAUGUCCAGAGUGCUAUAUUGCUGUUUACUGUGGGCUAGACUGCCUACAAAAUCACCGGCAAAAGCAUAAAUCAUUGUGCGAAGUGUUAAAGAGACGUUACUCUACAACGGUAGAGCUUCUGGAAACCUGUGAAAAUGAUAAAGUUAAAUUUCGAUUCUUUGGACCACAUUUGAAAGACGUCGGUAAAUGCCCUCCACCGAAAAGGAACGGUUCGCAGGCAUUUAUUGUAAAGGUUCAAACUUUACCGCUGAACUGUCACCCGAAGCAGUUAAUGUUUGUUUACGACAAGAGCCUCUCUGUGGACCAUGAAAUUCAAAGCAGUGAUGUUUUCAACAUGGUCAUGGAGUGCGGUGUUUUGGGACAGUUGAACAAAUUUACCAGUAAGAAAGCCUAUUUCUGGGCAACUUUUGCUGACGAAGGAAAAAAACUUGACAUUUUUCUGAGCCAUUUGGCCCCUUAUCAAAAAUGGUAA
Porites evermanni is the source of this 6093-nucleotide messenger RNA. Lineage: Eukaryota; Metazoa; Cnidaria; Anthozoa; Scleractinia; Poritidae. The record is from the annotation of a GenBank genome assembly.